CAGUCGCAUCGCGCGCGUCACGUCCGAUCGUGUGCGCGGCAGAACGUUAUUACUCCGUCGUAUUAUCAAUUGUCUUUGUUUCGUUUAUACCGACGACGACUGCUGCUUCGUGUGAUGAUUGAUAGUCCCGUCACACCUAGGCACAUUCGAGAUGGCCCGUCCGCUCCCGUGGCUGCCGGUGCUGCUUGUGUUGCUGCCGCCGGCCGCGGCCUUUGCCAACGAGCAGUGUCCGAUGAACGCUUCCAGACCGGCGCCCGAAAACGCUUACCAGGCAAACGACGUACUGUGGGCCGGGAAACCGAAAAAAGCGUAUCCGUCGGCCGCGUACCGUCCGGUUCAGGGCGGCGGUUACGUCCUGUGCACGUGCGCAGUGGAAAUGUGUCUACGCAAGUGCUGCCCGCAGAACUGGGCGUACGUGGAAGGGAAAUGCUCGGCACUCAACGCAUCGCUCGACGACAAGUUUGAGAUUCAUGCUGUAUUUGAAAUUAUUCAUCGUCAUGGGUGUCAAUUGGUUAACGGAAAUUACAUCAUUGGCAUCAGGUUAAAAUGGUUCUGACUUAGUGUGGUGCGUUUCAAGGAACUCGUUGCAAGGAGUGUUCAUUUUUUUAAUUUUUGUUUGUAAAAAAUGUGUUUUAAAUUUAUUAAACAAAAAACUUUGGCCAUGGUUUCAACUUUUUAAGACAUCUACUGCA
Molecule: messenger RNA, 692 nt
Organism: Metopolophium dirhodum (rose-grain aphid)
Lineage: Eukaryota; Metazoa; Arthropoda; Insecta; Hemiptera; Aphididae
Exons: 2
Coding region: 152-556 (134 amino acids)
Molecular function (GO): G protein-coupled receptor activity
Source: RefSeq, a predicted model, not a curated record